Molecule: messenger RNA, 567 nt
Organism: Histoplasma mississippiense
Lineage: Eukaryota; Fungi; Ascomycota; Eurotiomycetes; Onygenales; Ajellomycetaceae
Exons: 4
Coding region: 1-567 (188 amino acids)
Source: RefSeq, a predicted model, not a curated record
AUGCUGCUGCAACCGGAGCCAGAGAUAACACUGGCCCCAGGGAAAGAUCCUGCCUGCACUAUCUUCAAACUUGGUAGUCAAUAUGAAUCAAGCGUGCCAGCAUUGUCCCUCCAAUCCCCUAAAUGGGCCACGAUCAUUGCGACGCUCGGCCUAAACAGUAUGCGGAAUAAAAAGGAACAGUUUGCGGAUCGCAUCGAUCGUCUUGGGAACACCAACACCGUGCUCCUCAAGAAGAACAAAGCUAUUGCAAUGGAGACUGAUGAGUUCAAACAUGAGAUGAACGCCGCAAAUAGUUCCCUGAUGGAUGCCAUUCACUUAUCCAGCGUGAUCUGGAACGCGCCCGAUGCUGAGGCAGGCCUAUUUCCGGUAAGCGCACCCACGACCGCCCGGGACGACAUUGUCAUGCAUGUCUUGACGACACAUGGACCGUCCACGUUGAAAGUCGAUGGGCCUGGUGCACGCCGUGAAGCAGCACAAGAAAUGCGCAGAGGGGCCGCGAAUACAGCACAGAUAAUUGACCAAGGAAAAUAUACAAUGACGCUCGAGAUGAGAGUAUCAACCCCUUGA